UUUUCCGUUCUCAUAUAUAACAGAAGAAAAAAAGAUAUAAACCCUAGAGAGCUUCCUUCAUUUCUCUCCUUUCCUCUGUUUCUCACUCUCACAUAGACCGCAGCUGCAUCUCACCGGCGUUUAUUCUUCUGCCACCGCUGCUUGCCGGCAACGUCUCCACCGUCACUUUUCUUUCUUUUCUCUCUGCUUCAACUCCACGGCGCCACUCCCACCCCAACUCCAUCUCCAUCUCUUAGUCGUUGGCCGCCGUGCUUGAAUUCUGUUUCUUUUUGGAUUAACCGAUCUUCAAUUAGGGCGAAUUUAGAAUUAGGUCAAUCUUUAAUUUGAAUUCCUGCCCAAUCGGGAUUACGUUAGACGGAUUUUUUUUGGGGAUUGAAACUGGAUUACCAAUCGGACUGAGUUUCAAUCGCUAGCUUUGUUAUAUAAAGAUUUUGCACUAGCCCGACGAACCUUUCCCAGAUUCCCAAUCCCAAGCGCUAGCUUCGUAAACGUCUCUCUAUCUUCACUAGCUCACUUAUAUUAUAUCUCUCUGGAUACGCUUCAUCUCUUCUAAGGAUUCUUGGGGCGCUAUUGUUGGUGGUUUAAGGGUUUCAAUUUGCCGAUAUUUCUAUGGGUCGAAAAAAGCCUACCGCAAGGGAUGAUGACAGCGCCCCUGCGGCAGCCCAUGGUGGUGGGAAGUCGAAGAAGAAGACAUUUGCAGUAGACGACGAUGAGUACUCCAUUGGAACCGAGUUGUCUGAAGAAGCGCAAAUUCAGGAGGAGAAGGUUGUGAUAACUGGGAAGAAGAAGGGUAAGAAGGGAAAUUCGAAAGCUUCACAACUUAAAGAGGAUGAUGACGAAGACGAUGGGGAUGGUGUUUCAGAAAUUGUUAUUACUGGGAAGAAGAAAGGCAAGUCGAAGAAGGGUGGAAGUAGCAGUGCUUUUACUGCUUCCAGUUUUGGUUUGCUUGAAGAGGAGGGAAUGGAUGGUGCUGAUGAUGACGAAGAAUCUGUGUUGACUGCAGAAAAGGAUGAUGAUGAUGAAGAGGAACAUCCUGCGAUCAAGUUUUCGGGCAAGAAGAAGUCUUCCAAAUCUUCAAAGAAGAGUGGUUUUUCUGCAGUGUCGGCAUUCACUGCCCUUGAUGAUGAGAAUGACGAGGAUGCGAUUGAUAAUGAGAUCAGGGUUGAUGAAGAUAUUGAUGAGCCUGUCGUUGAAUUUACAGGUAAGAAGAAGUCAUCAAAAGGUGGCAAGAAGGCUUUGAGUGCAUUUUCAGGUUUUAGUGGUCUUGACUAUGAGGAUGAUGACAGAGAUGAUCAAAAAGAUGAGGAGGAUGUUGCAUCAAUUAGCUUCUCUGGUAAGAAAAAGAAGUCCGCUAAGGCUUCAAAGAAGAGUGGAAAUUUGUUUAGUGCAGCAUUAGCAGAUGAGGAAAACGAUGGUGAUGUUUCUAUGUCAGAGACAAAUAAAUUAGACCAUGAUGGCGUUGAUGAAGACGAUGUUAAUGUAAUUGCAUUUUCUGGUAAGAAAAAGUCCUCUAAGAAGAAAAGCAACAGUACUUUUACUGCAUUAAGUGAUGAAAAUGCGCAGGGAAAUGAAGCUAAAGAUGUAGUCGUGCCUGAAAUACAUAAUACAGUAAGUAGCAAUCUUGAUUCUGAUUUAUCUAAUGCCAACAAGACGGAAGCAAUGGCGGAAACUUCAAAAAAUAAAAAAAAAAAGAAGAAGAGCGGAAGGACUGCUCAAGAAGAAGACGAUUUGGAUAAGAUUCUUGCUGAGCUAGGAGAAGGGCCUGCCAUUUCAAAACCAGCAGAUCCUCCUCUUUUAUCCCAGGAGGCCAAAGUUGAAAAUCCACCUGAGCUUGUAGCUCCUGCCGAAAAGGAAGCUGAAGAAGAUAGCACAGAAUCAGCUGCAGCAAGGAAGAAGAAAAAGAAGAAGGAGAAGGAAAAAGAAAAAAAGGCGGCAGCUGCUGCAGCUGCUGCUGAAGGGAAUGAUGAAAAAAUUGAGGAGGUAAAGACUGAAAUUAUAGAACCCAAAAAAGGUGCUGCAAAGAGUAAAGUGCCAGAGAAGAAAGUGCCAAAGCAUGUUAGGGAGAUGCAGGAAGCAAUGGCAAGAAGAAAAGAAGAGGAAGAGCGAAGGAAAAGGGAGGAAGAAGAGAGAUUGAAAAAAGAAGAAGAAGAGAGGCUUAGGCUGGAAGAACUUGAAAGGCAAGCUGAAGAGGCUAAGCGUAGGAAAAAGGAAAGAGAAAAAGAGAAGCUUUUAAGGAAGAAACUGGAAGGCAAGCUGUUAACAGGUAAACAAAAGGAAGAACAACGGAGGUUGGAGGCAAUGAGGAAACAGAUAUUGUCAAAUACAGGAGGUUUACCUCUGUCUACAUCUGACCCCAGUGCACCAGCUAAGCGACCAAAAUACCAGACAAAGAAGACAAAACCAUCCCAUCAUCAAACAAAUGGCAAUGCACAAACUAAGGCCGUAGAACAUAUAGAAGAAAAAAUACAAGAAAGAGAUGUGGCAGAGACAGAAGUAUUGGAGUCAGAGAAGAUUGAAGCUGUUGAGUUGAUGCAUGUGGAGGAAAAGUCGGGGAUUCUUGAGGCUACUGAAGAUAAUGAAAUUCAAGAAGACGAGGAUGAGGAUGAAUGGGAUGCAAAGAGUUGGGAUGAUGCUGUUGUUGAUCUUUCCUUAAAGAGUUCCUUCGCUGAUGAGGAGCUUGAAUCUGAACCAGAGAAUGACAUGAAAAAGGAUAGAAAGAAUGGCGCAGGUGCCAAGCUAGCUGCUCCUGCUCAAAAAGGUUUACCUUCUCAGUCUAUAAAGUCCCAAGAUAUUGAAAACAAAAAGAAGCAGGACGAAGUUGAGGUUCCUGACAAGGGCGAAAGAAAAGAGGAUGCUGUUAGGAAAAAAGCUUCAAUUCCAGAUGCCACUCCUGUACAACAGGAAGAAAAUCUUCGCUCACCCAUCUGUUGUAUUAUGGGUCAUGUUGAUACUGGUAAAACCAAGCUACUAGACUGUAUCCGUGGCACAAAUGUUCAAGAAGGAGAAGCGGGAGGAAUUACUCAGCAGAUUGGGGCAACCUAUUUUCCUGCUGAGAACAUUCGGGAAAGAACUAGGGAACUGAAAGCUGAUGCAAAACUGAAGGUUCCUGGCCUACUUAUUAUUGAUACGCCUGGGCAUGAGUCGUUUACGAACUUACGUUCUCGUGGUUCAGGCUUAUGUGAUCUCGCAAUUUUGGUUGUUGACAUCAUGCAUGGCUUAGAGCCACAAACAAUAGAAUCUCUUAAUCUCUUGAGGAUGAGAAACACAGAAUUUAUUGUUGCUUUGAAUAAGGUUGACAGACUUUAUGGGUGGAAAACAAUCCGCAAUGCACCAAUACUCAAGACAAUGAAGCAGCAAACUAAGGAUGUGCAGAAUGAGUUCAAUAUGAGGCUUAUUCAGAUUAUUACUCAAUUUAAAGAGCAGGGAUUGAAUACGGAGCUGUAUUAUAAAAAUAAAGAAAUGGGGGAGACUUUCAGUAUAGUACCUACAAGUGCUGUCACUGGCGAAGGUAUUCCAGACAUGUUACUAUUAUUGGUGCAGUGGGCCCAGAAAACCAUGACGAAGAAACUUACAUAUAGUGACGAAGUGCAGUGUACGGUCUUGGAGGUCAAGGUUGUUGAAGGUCAUGGAACAACUAUUGAUGUCAUACUGGUUAAUGGUGUGCUGCAUGAAGGAGAUCAAAUUGUAGUUUGUGGGAUGCAGGGUCCAAUUGUUACUACUAUUCGAGCCCUAUUGACACCCCAUCCUAUGAAGGAACUCCGGGUGAAGGGAACAUAUCUGCAUCACAAGGAAAUCAAGGCUGCUCAGGGGAUAAAAAUAACUGGACAGGGUCUUGAGCAUGCCAUUGCUGGAACCAGUCUUCAUGUUGUAGGUCCUGAGGAUGACUUGGAAGACAUCAAGGAUUCAGCUAUGGAAGAUAUGAAGUCAGUCUUGAGCAGAAUAGACAAGACUGGUGAGGGAGUCUGUGUUCAAGCAUCUACACUUGGUUCCUUGGAAGCAUUAUUGGAGUUUUUGAAGUCCCCGGCAGUGAGCAUUCCUGUCAGUGGAAUAAGUAUAGGACCUGUUCACAAAAAAGAUGUCAUGAAAGCUAGUGUGAUGCUUGAAAAGAAAAAAGAAUAUGCCACUAUUUUGGCUUUUGAUGUUAAAGUAACUCCAGAAGCUCGAGAACUUGCUGAUGAGCUUGGUGUGAAGAUCUUUAUUGCUGAUAUCAUUUAUCACUUGUUCGACCAAUUCAAGGCCUAUAUUGAUAACCUCAAGGAGGAAAAGAAGAAAGAAGCUGCCGAGGAAGCAGUCUUUCCUUGUGUUCUCAAAAUUUUACCAAAUUGCAUUUUCAACAAGAAGGAUCCAAUUGUGCUGGGGGUCGAUGUGAUUGAAGGCAUUGCCAAGGUUGGCACACCAAUUUGUAUUCCUCAAAGAGAUUUUAUUGACAUUGGUCGCAUUGCAUCUAUUGAAAAUAAUCACAAACCUGUUGAUUAUGCAAAGAAAGGGCAGAAGAUUGCGAUUAAGAUAGUUGGGCAUUCCUCGGAGGAGCAGCAAAAGAUGUAUGGUAGGCAUUUUGAUUUGGAGGAUGAACUUGUCAGCCAUAUAUCAAGGAAGUCCAUUGACCUUCUCAAAGCCAAUUAUCGGGAUGAUUUGUCCACGGAUGAAUGGAGACUUGUGGUGAAAUUGAAGAAUCUUUUCAAGAUACAAUGAAAUGCAACACCAUCAACUAGAGCGUUCUGUGACUUUUUGAACAGCUGGUUCGGAUCAGGUGUCAUAGGGUUAAUAUGUUGAAGAUACAGAGGAAACGAGGGAGGGAAGAAGGUUGUCCCUUGGAAAAGACACCCGUGCCGAGUUUAUGGAUAGGGUGAUUGUUGAAUUCAUUUAGGCGGGAAGGUAUCCGGAAUGGAAUAACACAACUAUUUCUCGUGCAUGAGAAAGCCACCAACCAAUCAACUCAGGUGUUAUCUCUCCUUAUGGAAUCAUUGAAUAGCUAAGUUUUGUCGUGAUUACCUAUAGAGAUUUUCCUUUUUUGUAUGAAAUAAAGUGUCUGCAAGAUUGUCAACUUGUUGAGGGGAUUGAUCAAGAUCUGUAAUUAUAUGUUUGACAUUCUUAGCAAAUUAAAUAUUUUUCGGAGAAA
Cucumis melo (muskmelon) is the source of this 5119-nucleotide messenger RNA. RefSeq names its product eukaryotic translation initiation factor 5B. The record is from RefSeq and is a predicted model, not a curated record. Gene Ontology annotation, molecular function: GTP binding; GTPase activity; translation initiation factor activity. Bases 610 to 4692 code for a protein of 1360 amino acids. The transcript has 13 exons. NCBI's taxonomy places the organism in Eukaryota, Viridiplantae, Streptophyta, Magnoliopsida, Cucurbitales, Cucurbitaceae.